UUGCUGUGCUUGUAUUUGGAGCGGCUGGAGUGUUUUAAAUGCAAAUUUAAUCUUUAGGGGGAGUUGUAUGUUAGCAAGUUUGUUUAAAGAUAACAAUAAUUUGAAAAAAGCAGAAGAGUGAAUAUAUAAAACUGUUAAGCUAUUUGAUUUCGAUAUUUUGGUUGAUUUCGAUUAAAAAUAUUGUGUCUUCAAGGAAUAUUCUAUAAUAGUUAAAUGAAAACGUCAUAAUUUUGGAUUACAUCAGUUAAUGAAAAAAAUCCUACAAUGUUAGACUAUCAAUACCUGAAGCAUUCCUGAGUGACCUGCCCCUAGAAUCAAGCCAUGGGGUGUUGCGACUCCAAACCCAAGUUGGACACAUCAGAGACGAAGUUCUCCGAUAUCAAAGGAAAGAACGAGGAAAACGGGGAAAAACCACGUAGGAAAAACAGCUACAGCAAAGACCCCACUAAUCUACCCCAGCCUGGAGAGAAAUCUGAUGCUGAGGGAGGCAGUGGCGGUGGGAAACGAGUUUACGCGCUCUAUGACUAUGAUGCCCGAACACAAGAUGACCUCACAUUCCGCAAAGGCGACGUUCUCGAACUUAUAGAGGGGGGAACUGAAGAGAAUGAGGACUGGUGGUACGCGCGGCAUACAGAUCCAAAAUACAACAAUCUCCAGAAGGAGGGUUAUGUGCCUCGGAACUAUGUGGCCUUGGAGGAUACUCUCGAAUCACAUGACUGGUUUUUCGGACGUGUGACACGCAAGGAGGCAGAGAGAAACUUGUUGGUGAAGGACAACCCUGUUGGAGUCUUCCUUGUAAGGGAGAGCGAGACUUGUCCAGGGAGCUAUGUGUUGUCCAUUCGAGACUAUGACCAGAACAAGGCCAAUCCUGAGUGUGUCAAACAUUACAAGAUGCGCAACAUGGAUGAUGGUGGAGUGUAUAUUGCUGCUAGACGACAGUUCAAGACUAUUAUGGAACUUGUGGACCACUAUAAAGUGCAAGCGGAUGGUCUAUGUCGGUCACUGGUAGCACCAUGUUCCCGAGCUGCCCCAGUCAUGGUAGACUUGAGUCGAGACACUAAGGACGCGUGGGAGAUUGACAGGAACUCACUCCAGCUUGCACAGAGGCUUGGGGCCGGUCAGUUCGGGGAGGUCUGGAAAGGAAUAUGGAACAACACAACAGAUGUUGCUAUAAAAACUCUGAAGCCAGGCACAAUGACAGCGGAGGCCUUCCUUGCCGAGGCCCAGAUCAUGAAGCAGUGUCGCCAUGACAAACUUGUGCGUCUGUACGCCGUCUGCUCGAAGGAGGAGCCGAUUUACAUUGUGACUGAGCUCCUCAAUGACAGUCUGCUCAACUACCUGCGGGAGGGAGAAGGACGAUACAUGAAGUUCCCAGAUAUGGUGGACUACGCUGGACAGGUGGCCAGUGGCAUGGCAUAUCUAGAGAAAAACAAGCUUAUUCAUAGAGAUUUGGCAGCCCGAAAUGUUCUUAUCGGUGAUAACAGUAUAGUAAAAGUUGCCGAUUUUGGGCUUGCCAAAAUUAUUGAAGAUGAUGAGUACACACCUUCGUCUGCUGGAGCCAAGUUCCCGAUCAAGUGGACAGCCCCAGAGGCUGCGAUGUACAUGCGCUUCACGAUAAAGUCUGACGUGUGGUCAUACGGCAUUCUGCUCACAGAAGUCACAACACAUGGACAAGUGCCAUACCCAGGCAUGAGCAACCGAGAAGUUCUAGAGCAGAUUCCCAGAGGAUACCGCAUGCCUAAACCGCUGAAAUGUUCCGACGCCAUGUAUGAAAUAAUGAUCAAGUGCUGGGAUAAACGUGAGGAAAACCGACCAACUUUUGAAUUCCUGGAGUGCUUCUUCGAUGACUACUUUGUCAAUACAGAACCAAAAUAUAAGGAAUCUGAAUAAUAAUCAGAAAUGUGACUGACAUUGUUGCACACAAUUUGAACAAUUAUAAUUAGAUUUAUGUAGCAUGUUACUAUUUAAUAUUAAUUUGGUUCAGAGCAGUAUUUUAUAGCAGGCUAUUUUGACCAUGCUACUCAAAGCAAGAGUAGUUUCUCUUGCUUUACUUUGAAGUGAGAACAUUGCGGUAAUGUUUAUUAUAUUUAUUUGUACUAAUUUUGUUUUCAAUAGAUCAAUGUGCCAUGAAACAAAUAUAUUAUCAUUACAUUUCAUGUUUAACAUAGCAAAGUUUGAACUCAUGUAAAUACACAUGUUGUAUUAAAGUUGAAGCUUAUUGUUUGUAGGGUUUUAGCCAGAUUUGAAAAGGGGCCGGGUGCUAAGGGUUAAAAUGGCACUUUAUUACAAAACUGUAAAAUAAGCUUUCAAAUGAAGUAAAGGAAUAUUUGAUUAUCGAAAGUAUUUAGUUCCAAAAUGGCUCAAGGGUACACCUGCUGGUCUCCAUUAGGGCAAAGGGAUGCUACCAAAAAGGACAGGGUGCAGCACCCUCCCAUAACUCCUAAAUGGACUCGGUGCAGCUCCUAUAGCUUAUGACAGGAUAGGGUACUGCACCCUCCUAUACGCCAUUAAGCUAAAACCCUACACUCAUAAGGAUUAAUCUGUUCAGAAACUGUCUAAGAAAUAGUUAGUAAUGUAAACAAGAUAAUCAUGCUGUUUGACAGCAGUUUUAUGUUUGAUUUUGGGUUUACUGAUAAGCAGUUAUUGGUAUACAUGUUUUCAUAGUCUUGUAUGUGCUGUAUGCUAAGGAUCUUACAAUGUACUUUUUCACUGGAUAUUUCUCUUUCACAAAGUACCCAUUACAACAUGCAAGUGUUCAUUCAUAUAUUGUUGCAUUUCUCUGUUAUUGAUGCAUUCCAUGUUUUCAAUUGUACAUAUAGAUAUACCGUUUUCUUUUUAUAUAUUGUAUACAAAUCCAUGUACAUAAGUAUUGUUUUGAAAGAGUUUAUUUUAGAAACUUAAACAUAUAUUAUAUUAUAGAGCUAUUUGUUUGUUGAUGUGUAUAUAUAAUUAUGUACAAUGUAACAGUUACUAUGUGUGCUAUUCAAGACAGUACAUGACUAUGCAUGUUUUCUAAACUGUGAUUAAUUUUCUUAUCUCAUUAUAUGUAUGAAAUUUUAUAUGUGUGGUUAUGAGUUUAAAAACAGAUUUAUUUAAACUGGACAUUCAAGUAUAUAAAUAGUUUUUACCGAAUGCGAAUGGAUUAUAAGACGCUCAUAGCAAAUAUAUCAUGGUUCCAUAUUUAGUACUAGUAUUGAAAGCCUCGUAAACAAGUACCAGACAUUUAUCUCUUUUUGCUCCUCCUCAACACAAAGUACCUUUGGACACAAGAUUUGUUUCUUGUGGUGUAUUGAGAUUUAAAAGGAAAAAAACACAUAACAAUAGCAGAUACCAGCUUUACAGUAUAUUCUGAAUGUGUAAAUGAAUGAUUCUAGGACACCAAGGGCCGUGAUUACAUAGAGCCUCCAGUCCAAUUCUAGACUCAAACUCAGAGAAGAACUUUAAAUUAAAGAAUUUUUAUUUUUUUUAUUCGUUUUAUAAAGAUAAAUGUAAACAAUUGUGCAAUUUUGCAUAGUAAUACAAUUGAGCUAUUUUCACAAUCAACACUCGACUAGAAGAAAAGAUGCUUUGAAAUGAAGAUGUGCAGUUUUGCUGUUUGAGUCUCAAGUUUUAAUAACAAUUUUACAGGCAGGACCUUGCUGUAGUCAGAAUAUUGAUUGAUAUAAUAUAUAUGCAUUUUGUGGUACAGUAGUUAACAUAUAAUGUCUGCGGAACUGUAUUGUAUCUUGAUAUCUGAUUUAAAAGGUUUACAACAUUAUUAUUUCUUGAUUUGAUAUAACAAGCUAUUGCUGUGUAUGAGACAAUCAUCAAAAAUAUGUAUACAUGUAUAAUUGUAUAUUCAAAAUAAUGUGUCUAUCUUUCAACUAAAGCAGUUAAAAAAUCUUAAAUUUAGUGUUUAAUUUUGCUUUAUAAGACUAUCAAGCUGGUGAAGCAAAAGUAAAUCCAACUUUUUUAGUGUUAGUGCGAAUGUCUCUAUACUUCCCAUUACACAUGAUAACCUGCUAUACAACCAAAUUAAUAAACCCAAAUAUAAUGGUAAAGUAGGCUAACUUAACUCGAAAACACUGUCUGAUCAAAUACCAUCAUGUUACGAUAUGUAUGUAGUUAUGUUAUUCAAAACCAAUAUAUCUUUGAAAAAAAAUUCCAAAUGUUUUGUUCCCCUUUGUAUCCGACAGAAUCCAUCACAAUAAAUAGAUCAGUGUUAGUCUGGCAAGCCCAUUGGUGGAGGAGACAUGAGUGCAAACACUUAUACAAUGAGGUUUUUACGUGCAGUCUUUUCUGGGUUGUUAUAAGGAAAUGAAUGUUUUGCAUUGCUGAUGGCGAAAAUGAGAUCACUUAAUAAUCUACCACAACUUUAGUACAAGCUUAAGCAGCUUACUUAGUGUAUUAUUUUGACAUUUUCGGUAAUGUCACGUUUUGGGCUUUUCAUGAUAAAUGAUUGCAAAAUAAAUUGAAACAUUUGUAAAGAAAACAGAACUCAUUUUCUGUGUGAAAUUGAUUGAUAUUUGUUAACUUGUGAUAAUACUUUAGCUAUCUUCAGACAAUAUAUUAAGUUUGCUAGAAAAUCUAUAUUUAUAUUCUAAGUAAUCAGUCCAAAUUAACUAAAUACAAGUCAUGUGAUGGGAAAAUAGGGUACUAUUUUUUCUUUCACAUUCUGUAUAUCCAAAGUUUGUGUUAAUAGAAAUAUGAUUAUCAAUUAUUUUAUAACAAAAUUAGCUGAAAUUGGUCAAACCAGUUCUUUGAUUUCACAGUUUUAAACAUAAAAGUUUCCUCAAAAGUUUCAAUGAAAUUCACUGUAACAAAGCUUUCAGAAUAUCUAUGUCAAGAUUUUUGACAAUAUUUGACAAUAAGUAAUCAAUUUUUAUUCAAAAGAAAAAAAAUCUAGCUAAUUUUGAUACCUAAUAUUUGCCAAAAAAAAUCUGUAUGUUCAUUUUAGCAAGAUUCUAAAAUAUGUAGUUUAUACAAAUUUCAUAUAAAAAAGAAUAAUAUUAUUUAGAGAAAUUUAGAAGUAACCUUGGUUCUACAGUGUGUGAAACCCUUACUUAUUCUGUUAAAUUAAUAGUUGAGUUUAUACAAAUUUCAUAUAAAAAAGAAUAAUAUUAUUUAGAGAAAUUUAGAAGUAACCUUGGUUCUACAGUGUGUGAAACCCUUACUUAUUCUGUUAAAUUAAUAGUUGAUUAAGCUUUUAUGUAAUUCUUGUGUCUCAUGUUAUUCAUGAAUUCAACCAUUUUUUUCAUUCCAAUUAACAGCAGUGUGUUAUUGUUGAAGUGAUAACUUAACCUGUAUUAUUUCAAUAUGAACAUGUGUAAUGACAAUUUCAUCCCCUUAAAUCUUGCAUAUGUAGAAAAGAUUAUGUUCAAGAGAUAUGCAUGAACCAAGUCAUAUAAAAUUUCAGUAUUCAUUACUUCAUUAACUAACAUUUCUUAACUCUGUAAACAAAUAUAUAAUGUUUCUGUUGUAAAUAAAUCUGAACACUAAAA
This is a messenger RNA of Mya arenaria, 5480 nucleotides long. Its product is annotated as tyrosine-protein kinase SRK2-like. Gene Ontology annotation, cellular component: extrinsic component of cytoplasmic side of plasma membrane. NCBI's taxonomy places the organism in Eukaryota, Metazoa, Mollusca, Bivalvia, Myida, Myidae. The transcript is spliced from 11 exons. Gene Ontology annotation, biological process: cell surface receptor protein tyrosine kinase signaling pathway; protein phosphorylation; innate immune response. The coding region runs from base 322 to 1890 and encodes 522 amino acids. Gene Ontology annotation, molecular function: signaling receptor binding; non-membrane spanning protein tyrosine kinase activity; ATP binding. The record is from RefSeq and is a predicted model, not a curated record.